UCUUUUUUUAGUGUAACACCUGUAAAAAUUGAAUGAAAACCGGAAAAAAAAAUCUGUAUCAAAUAAAUUGUUAGUUGCUUUCCAGCCUUGAGAGAAAUACCUGUCAAUCAAAGCCUUCAAAAUUAGAAAAUGAGCAAAAAACUGAAUAAACAAUAAAAAAAAAAACUUGGCCAAGCUAUUGGGACAGGCAACAUUGCAUGAAUUCGUAGUCUGCUACUUGUAUUUGGAAAUUGAAACCCUGAAGUACUGCGAUUUUGACGUAAAACUCAAUUCCUCUUUAUAUCUGCAUUAUCCUUAGAAAUGGCAUUGAAACAAACCGAAAAGCUAAAAAGCAAUGUGGAAGAACAGCUGGAAAGAUUAGUGAAACAGUUGGAGGAUUUAGAAAAAUACAGGGAAGAUUUCGAACCUGAAGAGUACCAGGAGACCAAGGCAGAAACCCUGGAACAGAUGAGAGAAUUUCAGUCGUCACUCGCAAAAUUAGCAGCUGGGGAUUUAUCUCUGACCGAUUACUUUGCAGCCAUUCAGUUGGGCAUACAAGCAGCCCUCAGUGAGGUUUUCAGAACACCAGAAGUUAUUCUCAUGUUUGCAAAAAAACAGCCAGAACAAUUACGGCUCAAACUGGCCCAAAUUCAGCGGGAUCUAAAACUUGGAAAGCUUUCCAGCCAAGCCGCUCAAGCACAACAGAUUGAAGUCCUUGGAGCACUGAAAGGUCUUGGAGAAAUUUUAAAUACAGAAGAGGCCAACCUUCUUGAAAAAACAAACUCUGUUUCUUUACAGCAAUUCAUCAAAGUGUCAACUGAUCCAAAUUCAAAAAGUAAAUUGCUGACAUUAGCUGAAAAUUCUCUUAGCCUAGAAUAAGGAGGAAAAACGAGAAACUAACUUGACGGAGCAUCAUGGAAUCUGUAUCCUGUUGCCAAAAACGUAAGCUGCAGCAUGGUUCCCAUCAAUAUGUAAAUAGUAACAUUGGCUAAUACUGGGAAAUUUUAUGUUAUUGCCCAAUUUCCUUUUCCCCUACAAGGACAAUGUAUUUCAUGCGAAUAUUAAUCUCGUGAGUAAGGGAAUUAUACAAGACAACUUUUGUUUCUUUUAAAA
Messenger RNA from Daphnia magna, 1092 nucleotides. RefSeq names its product protein LZIC. Lineage: Eukaryota; Metazoa; Arthropoda; Branchiopoda; Diplostraca; Daphniidae. The transcript has 5 exons. Gene Ontology annotation, molecular function: beta-catenin binding. The record is from RefSeq and is a predicted model, not a curated record. Bases 301 to 858 code for a protein of 185 amino acids.